Molecule: messenger RNA, 1122 nt
Organism: Exophiala spinifera
Lineage: Eukaryota; Fungi; Ascomycota; Eurotiomycetes; Chaetothyriales; Herpotrichiellaceae
Exons: 3
Coding region: 1-1122 (373 amino acids)
Source: RefSeq, a predicted model, not a curated record
AUGCUCACUGCGGCUGCAGCUCAUCGCCUGCAGCUCAUUCAAACCCAGGGCAGACCGCCUAACGUUGUGACGGCUUUCAGAUGGUCUUAUUCGUUCCAUAAGAGCAAGACCUAUCAGCUAGUCAACCAGCUUCUCACCGAGGAUGAAGUAGCCCUCGCAGAUACAACUGUUGGCACAAUCCUCUAUCUCGCCGCGGCCGACCUGAUUUCAGGCGACAUUUCUUCGGCACUAAUUCAUCUGGCGGGACUGUCACAAGUAGUGAAGCUGCGAGGCGGCAUUCAAACUCUACCACGACUCCUGGCCUUCUUCUUAAAUUUUACCGAUUGUAUGCUUGCCAUGACUAUUCUCGAAAGACCUCGUUUGCCGCUGUAUUCCGCCAGAAUUGCUGGAUUCAACCAUGUUUCUGCCACCGCAGCACAACCACCACCACCGCCGAUCGAACAACCCGCGUUUCAUGGCUCGGAACUGUCACAAAUUCUCGACCGUGAAUCACUAGGCAUACUCUCCGAGAUUCAAACCUUGGAUGAAGGCUUUGAACAUUUCACCACCCGAGUCGCAACCGUCUCCGAUUUGGACGACAUCGAAUACCGAUGCGUAGCAACUCAACACCGCCUCUUGAGCUUCGACUACAAGAGUUUGAUGUUCACCGACGCUGUAUCCCCCACGGUUCACACCGAGUCUCAAAUACUUCAAGGCUGCUGUCGCCUCACAAUGCUGAUCUACUUUGCAACGGGCGUAUGGCGUUUCCCGGACGUCCUCCCGGAGAGUGCUCAGCUCAUGAGCAUAAUCUCCGUCCUCGAGAACCUCCUUGCCUCCCUCUCUCCCUCUCCGACAUGCGCGUCUCAAGGUUCGUCCUCCCUCGACUGGCAGCCGGCCCACCCUGAAGCCUUGUUGUGGAUAUGCUUCUACACCGCCUUCUCAGCCACUGGUUCCCAACGAACACGUUUUGUCGAGCUCAUUCGGCGAACCUGCAACGUGCUCCGAGUGAGAAGGUUCAGGGAUGCUGAAGCUGUUCUGGACAAGUUUUUGUAUAAGCGCGCCGUGUUUUGUCGCCCGUUUCUGGAGGUUUGGGAAGAAGUGGUCUACCUGAAUACAACAUUAGGAUUGCCAGAUCCGAGCUAG